AUGAGUUGCUUUGGGGAGCCCAAAGCGAGCCACGUGAAGUCGCGCAUCCGGGAGGAGGUGGUGCCAUGGCUGCACCGGGGGAAUUUGGAGGGCGCCACCGGGGGGCUGCGGCGCUAUAGCGCGGCGCCGGGGAUGAUGGCCCAGGUGGCCCACGGCCUGAGCGCCGGGCAGUCCUUUAGCUUUGUAGAGGUGGCGGGAAAGCAGGAGCUGCCCCUGGUGACGGCGCAUUCCAUUUCCACCAGCCAGCUGCCACAAGACUGGCAGAUCAGCACAAGCGUGCCAGCCCUGGGGGCCAACCAGAUGGCCUUCCUGCUGCGCGUGUGCUCGGAGGACGUGGCAGUGCUCAUCGGGGAGUGGCGAGGCUUCAAGCUGCCGGUGGUUGGGGUCCCGGGGGUCAGCGGCACUGCCGGCGACCGCUCCACGGGCCGGCGCGGGGUGCAAGGAAGAAAGGGCACCAAGGGAAAGCCCGGGGCAGCUGGAAGACUGCACGUGCAACUCUUCUCCCUCAAGUCCAAGAGCUGGUGCAAAGCGCGGGGGACCUGCAGCAGCCCCACCUUGCCAUCGACCUUCAGCAUUGACCUGGGUCCGCUGGGAGUUCAUGACUGCGCAAGCACCAUAGAGGUGAACAUGGCCACCGCCCGCCUCGGCGGCUGCACGUCUUCCGCGGACUGCGCGGUGGGCUACGCGCUGGCACUGGCCCUGGCCGCGCUGCACGUGGCGCUGCAGCCGCGGAUGGCGCCGCCGCAGGCGUCCAAGGCGGGCUCCGAAGCUCUCGCGUGUAGGAUGUGCCAUGACUGCUCCGGGGAAGCAUGCCAGAAGUGUCGAGAGGACGCGGAGACAAUCUCCACAUGCUGCUCCGGUGACUUUCAUGAUGCCGCAGUACCGGACAUGUGCCAGUCACAGGACAAUCCCUGCGCGGAUCUCCAUGGCCAAGAGGAGUUGACCUGCGCCUGGGGCCUGGAUGUGGCGAGAUGUAUGGCGGGGGUGUGCGACGGCGGCGAAGCGCUGUGCCUUGAGGAUACUACAAAGAUCAUGGCAUGCUGCGACCAACACAGACACUCCGUAGCCCCACCGCGGAUUUGUACAGAUGCGGUCUUGACCGAAGACGUGAGGUCUUGCGUGCUUGAGAAGUGCAAUGAAUGCCAGGGUGAGCAAUGCGAGUUGUGCAAGAAAGACCCACAGGUGCUCAGUCAAUGCUGUACCGAGCACCAGCAUGGGUUCGCUCCCCCUGCGAUUUGCAGGGUCGAGGAUUCCAGGUCGAUCCUUCCGUGA
Messenger RNA from Effrenium voratum, 1272 nucleotides. The record is from the annotation of a GenBank genome assembly. NCBI's taxonomy places the organism in Eukaryota, Dinophyceae, Suessiales, Symbiodiniaceae.